AUGCCGAAGAUCAAGCUCCCGCGGAAGAUCCGCGACCUCGUGAAGAAGGCGAACGCCGGGUCUGGAGAUGCGGCGUGGGAUCUUUACGUGCACUACCUCAACGGGACCGGCGGCGUGGAGGAAAACCACGAGCUCGCACGUCACUGGGUCGAGAGGCGCGCGGAGCUGGGGUGCGCUGGCGCGCAGUGCGUCUUCGGCUACGUGUGUGAGGAGGCAGGUGAUUACGAACGCGCGCGGGAAUGGUACGAGAGAGCCGCGGCGCAGGGCGCCACCCUCGCUGAGUACAACCUCGGGCUGCUCUACGACCUAGGCCUCGGCGUCGAGCGAGACUUAUCGAAGGCGGCGGAGUUUUAUCACAGGGCCGCGUUGAAGGGGGAUGUUCAUGCUCAACACAACUACGGGUACCUUCUCGACAGGGAGCGGAACGAUUAUGAAGGUGCCAUGAAGUGGUACGAAAAAGCCGCGGCUCAAGGAGACGCGCAAGCAGAGCAUCACAUCGGGACGUUGUACUUCGCUGGCCAAGGCGUGGAGCGAGACGAAGCGAAGGCGCGGGAGUGGUGGGAGAGAGCUGCGGCGCACGGGCACGAAGUUGCGAAGGAGGCAUUGGAGGACAUACCGAUGUCGUAUACGCACUGGGAGAAGGAUUGGGCGGAUGCCGUGGCAAGGGAUGAGACGGACGCGGAAGCCAUGAACACUCUCAAUGAAAUUCGAGAGGAAAAAAGAGAUUGUCUCCUUUCCAUCUCAGAACUUGGCGGGUUAAAACUGAGCGAUGACGCCGUGGAGCUCUUCGUUACCGAAAUUCCAGCCGAUCACGAAGCUUAUGGUCUCUACCAGCACAUCGGACUCUGCUUCCUCCACGGGAGGUGUGGACUCGAGAAGAAUCUUCGGAUGGCGAAGGAGGUGUUCAAAGUCGCAGAAAUUCGCGACGGGGUCACCGCCGCCGUCGCCAAGGAGCUCGUCAAGCUUCGCUCUUGCGUCACCUGCGGCAAGACCGACGCUCGUUGGGGAUGCAAGCUGUGCCGCGGCGUGCGGGACUGCGACAAGCGGUGCCAGCAGCGCGACUGGAACCGCGGGGAUCCGCCGCACAAAGAGACGUGCUCGCGCGUCGUGCACAUGUUUCCUCCUGGAUCUUUCGCGGAGCUCCGCGAAAAAGUCGCGAAGGAGAAAGAAGAGUCUGCCUGA
Molecule: messenger RNA, 1182 nt
Organism: Micromonas pusilla CCMP1545
Lineage: Eukaryota; Viridiplantae; Chlorophyta; Mamiellophyceae; Mamiellales; Mamiellaceae
Exons: 1
Coding region: 1-1182 (393 amino acids)
Molecular function (GO): protein binding
Source: RefSeq, a predicted model, not a curated record